Molecule: messenger RNA, 609 nt
Organism: Komagataella phaffii GS115
Lineage: Eukaryota; Fungi; Ascomycota; Pichiomycetes; Pichiales; Pichiaceae
Product: Alpha subunit of the heteromeric nascent polypeptide-associated complex (NAC)
Exons: 1
Coding region: 1-609 (202 amino acids)
Biological process (GO): protein targeting to membrane
Cellular component (GO): cytoplasm; nascent polypeptide-associated complex
Source: RefSeq, a predicted model, not a curated record
AUGUCUGUCGAAGAACCAAAGAUUGAAGAAAUAACUGAGAACCAAGAGACCAACGAACAAGCCGAGGUUUCCCAACAAGAAAUCCCAGAAGGUGCUCAAGUUCGUAUCAUCUCUAAGAAUGAAAAGAAGGCUAGAGCCGCUAUCCUCAAAUUGGACUUGAAAAAGGUUAAGGGAAUUUCCAGAGUCACUUUCCGUAAAAAGGGUAACUACAUUUUGGCUAUUAGUGCCCCUGAAGUCUACAGGACCCCAGCUGGGUCCUACGUUGUCUUCGGUGAGGCAGAAGUUGAAGAUUUGAACAAGCGAUAUGCUGAGACUGCAGCUGCUCAGCAAGCUGCUCAGCAGGCUGCCCAAUCUGCUGGCCAGUCUGUUGAUGCCGAAGGAACACCUUCUAAGGACCCCGCAUCUAUCACUGCCGACUUGGAAGCCUCAGCCAAUGCCCCAAAUAAGGAGGACGAUGACGAUGACGAGGAGGUUGAUGCCACUGGAGUAGAUAGUGCCGAUAUUGACAUCGUUGUUGAACAAACAGGAGUUAGCAGAAACAAGGCUAUUAAGGCAUUGAAGACUCACAAUGGCGAUAUGGUCAACGCUAUUAUGUCUUUAUCUUCUUAA